Molecule: messenger RNA, 1105 nt
Organism: Aspergillus steynii IBT 23096
Lineage: Eukaryota; Fungi; Ascomycota; Eurotiomycetes; Eurotiales; Aspergillaceae
Product: chromo domain-containing protein
Exons: 7
Coding region: 1-666 (221 amino acids)
Biological process (GO): negative regulation of transcription by RNA polymerase II; chromatin organization
Cellular component (GO): nucleus; pericentric heterochromatin
Molecular function (GO): chromatin binding
Source: RefSeq, a predicted model, not a curated record
AUGCCUCCCCCGUUGACGGACCACUCCGAUGACGAAUCGACCGGCGAUUCGAUUCCCUUCAAUGACGCCAAGGAAGUUUCCGAGACCAACGACAAGGCCGAUGAAAAUGACGGGGAUGACAACGACGAGGACGACGAUGAGGAGGGCGUUUACAUCGUCGAGAAAAUCGUCGGCCACCAGCCUCAGGGCUCCCUUCUCCUCCAGGUGAAAUGGAAGGGCUACGACGACCCUGCGGACCAAACAUUGGAGCCGGAAGACAAUCUAAUGGAGGGCGCUGAGGAUGUUGUGAAGGAGUAUUACCGUGUUCAGGGAGGUCGACCGACCAAGCCGCAAGCCCAAGGUAGAAAGCGCAAGUCGAUGACAGCAGCAAAGCCAACACCCGAGAAGACGGAACCAAAAAGGCGCAGGAAGUCGCAAGCGGAUGCUGCCGCAGAGACAGCGGACGAUUCCGACACGAUGAAAUGGAUGCCGAAGUCGAAGAAUUGGGAGCCUGAAGUUGAAAACGUCGACACUAUCAUGCGCGACCCGGAAACAUCGAAGCUGAUUGCCUACCUCCACUGGAAGAAUGGCAAAAAGUCCAAGGUUUCCAUUGAGAUGUGCUAUGAACGGUGCCCGAGAAAGAUGCUGAGUUUCUACGAACAACACCUGGUUUUCAAGGAUGCUUAAGUUGAUACCAAUUUAACUUGAUUUAGCUAUCUAUUUAUUUGUUUCUUAUUCCCGCUCCCUUCCAUGAUGCUCAAUGUGUCAGAGUGAUUUUUUCGAUGGCUCCCCGUUAAUAUAGGUCGCUCACUCUUCAGCUUCAUAUGCUGGGAUCUUGCGGGUCCCGAAUUCGCAGCGCAUGACGGGCGUUUACUGGAGUUGAGCGGAUGCGAUUUUGCGAUGUAAGAUAAUUGCUUUGGGUAAUGGUUUCAGUCCCUGAGUUUUCGGGGGUCAAUCGAGCUGUAGAUGCAAGUCCUGGGGGAGAUAGGGAGAGAAAAAGAAAGGAAGAAAAAACAAGGAAAAAAAGAAGCGCCUGGCCAAGCAGGCAGGGAGCUCGGCUUAUUUCAGGUAUUCAUGCCGGUCGUGUUUUUCUUUUUGAUGCCAUCAAUAACAUUUUCGGAGCCAC